Molecule: messenger RNA, 14793 nt
Organism: Toxorhynchites rutilus septentrionalis
Lineage: Eukaryota; Metazoa; Arthropoda; Insecta; Diptera; Culicidae
Gene: wwk
Product: anoctamin-8
Exons: 21
Coding region: 1056-4688 (1210 amino acids)
Biological process (GO): chloride transmembrane transport
Cellular component (GO): plasma membrane
Molecular function (GO): chloride channel activity
Source: RefSeq, a predicted model, not a curated record
AAGCUGUCGUGCAGUACGUGUUUUUCGUUAUCCGGUGCGUUUUUUCUCCCCUUCAUACUAAAAUUUGCAAGUCUAUUUGUGGGUGUACAGUGAACUUUUUUGCCUUCGAGUAGUUCUUUGUCCUGUGUGAAAGGAUAAUUAGAGUUUUUUCUGUAUUGUUUUGCCACUUGGCAGAAUAAUAAAUAAAAGUGUUGAAAAAGGAUACCUUUCGGUUUUGAAAUGCUUGUACGACAUACCCAGAGAAGUAAUUUAAAUUUGGGGUGGCAGUUUCGUAAUCGAUCGAAAAAGUAAAUUUGCGGCGUAAUCGAUUAGUUAGCGUGCGAACGUUUGAGGGCAAUUUUCUUCGCUUCAUUGGCAAGAGAGUAAGAAGUUUCUGCAACCAUGAUUUAGAUUCUCAACGUUGUUCAGUGUUCUGAUAGUACAUGCAACUUGAUACGAUAAAAUCAAAAUCGCGUGAAGAUAUAAACGAGUAGAGUAACACUAAAGUAGUUCGAGCAAAAAUUGCAAAUGAGUAUGAGAAUCAGUGCUACUAUCACGUAAGGUUUGCAGCAGUGUUGAAGUGAAAUAAGUGCUUUCUUUCUUUUUCCCUUUAUUACGAGCGUGGAAGGAUACUGUGAGUGUAAAUUAGCGUGGGCGUUGGGAAUUGGUGCGAGAGUGCACUACUUCUAGACGAAGUUGAGAAAAGCCAAAUAUUUGUACGAAGAACAUAACGUGAGCAGAAAAAGUGCUGCUACGCCAUGAUAUCUGCGUAAUUGAUGUUUUUCGUUCGUGUAAGCGAAUUUCGUCUGUUUGGACAUCCAGUCAAGGUCCUCAUUGUUAGCCGUAUCAGCAAGAUGUUUGGAUAAUUAUCUAAUUGAAACGAAGGAUACUGAACAGAAGAAGUAUCAAAAUCAGCAUUCCAAUGCGUUACAGGAAUUGAAAUAGGAUUAUUCCUGCAAUUCAAUUAUAUCGAAACGAAGUCGAUUUGUUGCCGUUGUGUGUCGUAGUUUGAGUUUUGGUGUGUUUGCUGCUGGUGAUUGGCACGACAUAGGCCGUCGCAUCGCUGUGACAUCAUCAUGGAUCAACAUCCACUGCUGCUGGGGAAUGAAAGCAUCCACGACAGUGGCAUCAUCGAAGAUGUCCACCAGGAGUCAGAGGACACCGGAAAUGAGGAGUAUGGGGACGAGAGCAAUUUAGAAUCCAAUUUGCGACGCCGAAAAGGCAAAAUCAUCUCGUGCGUGGAAAAUGCUUCCAGACUGAUUCGACGGCGGGUGCCAUGUGCAGGACAUUUGAUGACGCCACGGCGAUUAUGGCUGAACAAAAUUCCUACCCAGUGUGAUGUGGUGAUUGAAUUUCCAGAAGAUGCACCGGACGAUGCGCUCCGAUGGUUAUUAAAUAAAAUUAAGGCAACCCCACCAGACGGGUUAGGUUUAUCAACACUGGUGAGAGCACAUGACAGUACAAAACGAACCGCAUUUUAUGUCACAGCUCCGAUGAAUGUGCUGUUCAAAGCAGCAGAGGAAGCCCGGCUACCGAAAAGACUUCGCACCGAUCUUGGUGGGGCUCUGAAGGAAUUUACGAAGCGGGAAAGUCACUGUUUCGCCCAAACAAAGGACAGUGAGGGUGCAAACACACUAUUCACGUCUCAAGAGCGACAAUGGCUGGUGUUGCAGGUGCUGCAAGGACUACGGGCAGGAGUGUCAGAUCUCAAAGCGUUGCAAGGAAGAUCCCAAGUCGAGGAAGGUCAAAGCAUAGUGGCCGCCUGGCAGGAACUAGGACUGAUAACACAAGUGUUUCCCUUACACGAAACAAGCGCCUUACAGCAGCUACAGUCAAGCUGGGUCCGGAAGUUUUUUGCACCCCAGCCGUUAGACGAUAUCGCGGCAUACUUUGGAGUGAAAGUUGCGUUAUACUUCGCCUGGUUGGGACAUUACACGUGUGCACUGUGUGUUCCAGCCGUUCUGGGAACCAUUCUUUACGCAGGACUUUGGGGUCGGGGACAGACAGCACAGGAUAUCGGUCAUGUUAUUUUUUCCCUGUUCAACGUGGCGUGGGCAUCCCUUUACCUGGAAGCCUGGAGACGAUAUUCAGUUGAGAUGGCAUUCCGGUGGGGUACACUCUCGACUCCACCGGAAUUGCUGGAACCACCUAGACCCUUGUAUAAGGGCCCGCUGGAAGAGAGUCCUGUGACGGGUCGACUAGAACCUAAGGAAACACCCGCUUGGCAGCGCCGUGCGUUUCGGUAUUUAGUUAGCUUUCCAAUUAUCGGACUCUGUUUAGUGCUAGUGUUUGUAGUGAUGUUCCUAAUGUUACGACUUCAGGAUUGGCUCGAUCAACAUUUACCAAAUUCCAACGAUGGCCCCUGGGAUUGCAUGUGCAUGGUGUCAAAGGAUUGGUGGGAUGAGAAGCUACCCGAAACGGGAGUUUUCAGUUGUUUGAGUGUGAUACCGAAGGUUCUUCUUGCCGGCGCUAUUACUCUAAUGGAUGAGGCGUAUUACAAGCUGGCUGUAUGGUUGAAUGAUAAAGAAAAUUAUCGACUACAGUCCAAAUAUGAGAAUCAUCUCAUCGCAAAAGUGGCAUUAUUUCAGUUCGUGAACAGCUUCCUGUCAUUGUUUUAUAUUGCAUUUUAUCUACGCGACCAGGAUAAGUUGAAAGAGCAACUGGCUGGUCUACUCAUUUCUCGUCAAAUUAUCGGCAAUCUCCGAGAGUCGGCGUGGCCAUAUCUGGUGGAGCAGUGGAAGCUGGCUAAGCUAAGUUUCAAAAUGUGGGGCGCCCUGAGUCCAACCCAGGAGCUCCCACCACCCACUGACAGCAAACAAGUGGGCGACAGCAAACGUUCGUCGGAUUGCACAACGUCUACACCUAAAAGAUCCAUCGGACAAGCUGAAAUUGAAAGCUCUCUGUACAAAUAUGAUGGGACGUUCUCUGAUCACCUCGAAAUGCUCGUCCAAAUGGGGUAUGUUGUGUUGUUUUCGGCAGCAUUUCCUUUGGCCGGAUUGUGUGCCUUGGCAAAUAAUUUGCUGGAGAUAAGGUCCGAUGCUUUCAAAUUAGCUCAUGUGCAUCAGAGACCAUUCGGGCAGAGGGUGGCAAACAUCGGCACGUGGCAGAAUGCCCUGGGGAUGUUAGGACUGGCAGCAGUGAUAGUAAAUUGUGCACUAAUUGGCUUAUCCGGUCAGGUUUCCCGUCUCUGGCCCGGUCUUACUUCAACGCAGACUGUGAUAUUGAUAGUUGCGCUUGAGCAUGUCAUGCUUGGCUUACGCUCAGCUCUGACAUGGCUUCUACCAGAACUUCCCUCGUGGUUGGCCGCCGAGAUAGCACGCGCCGAACACUGUCGCCGAGAGAUGCAAUGCAAAGGUACGUCCCCGCGUCAAUCUCCUCCAUCGCCACCAUCAUCCACAUCGUUGUCUCAUCACGAUCAGGACUUCAACAGCAAUCAGGAUCUUUUCGGCAAAACCGAACAAUCAGUUGGCAGAUUUCACAUCUCCUCUAGUCACGAUAAUCAGGCUAAUGAUUUGGAGCGGGUCACGCUCAUAGACGUAGCGGCCAAGCUAGACAAUCUGAGCAGCCGGCAGCAACAAUCUCACCCGCAAUCGCCGCACCAGCAUCAACACAUCCUCCAGCAGCAGCAGAAGGAAUCGCGCAGCAGCAGUGACCACAUCGAUAUUUUCGGCAUUGAGACACGCGAGGUCACACCAGAGUCACCGAUUUCUCAGACCAGCACAGUACUAUUACGACCUGCCCAAGAUUCUCCCCUUAGUGGUCAAUCAGCACAAACUGUUGCAUUAGAAUCUACACAGUCGAACACGGGUGCAUGCCCAAAGAAGCCAAGCAUUAAACUCGCCGAAAUUCCGCCAUACCGUGGAGAGUCGAUGAAACACAGUUAUAGUAUUCACGAUAAGCGAAGCAUCAAUCUUGGUGAAACUAUGAGCCCCCGAAUAUCCUCGCCACCUAUACAGAUUCCAGAGAUUCCACCUUUUCGCAAGCAAGCACACUCCACAAUGCACUCGCCGGUCAGCCAGAGUCCGUUGGCGAAUGCUUCCCCGCCAAGGAUAGCCGAAAUACCACCCUUCCGACCGCGUAACAAGUCCAAGGAAUGGAUGCCUAACAUCGAGGUGAGCCGACUGAAGCACACCGAACACCAUCUCACGAUCGGGCCCAGUGGAGGUGCCGAGUGGGCCAAGCGUUUGAAGGCCGUAGAUCCUUCCAUUAUUCACAGAAGCACCGACUGUAUUGUAGCGAAGCAUCAGGAGUUGGCAACGGGAUCCGAUUCGGAGCUACUGAAGGCGGCACCGUCGUGGAACACUAUGGUGCCCAAAGUCAGCGAACAGUCGGGAACUAGCACGAGUGCACCGUCCGUGAAAGCACAAACCGAGGAGGAAGAUAAAGCAGCUGCUGAGCUAGCAGCGAAGAAAUCACGCCUCAAGCAGAGCCUGGUAAAGCGAGCGCGUUCAGUGGCAAUAUUUUCUCUGAAACUAAAGGAGCAACGAGCAAAACGUGCCGAGAAGGCAGCUCAGGAAGCGAGAGAUGCACUUCCGGCGCCUCCACCAGGUGGUGAACUGUCACUGAUUCCUAUCGAACAACUGAUCCAAGUGGACGAUGUCCUCAAUCAACUAAAUCUUAACCACAGCAGAAACGAAUCCCACACCGGCAACAGCAGCAGCAGUACCCAUACCCACAGCAACAACAACAACGGCUCAGGAAAUACGUAAAAUUGGACGUCGGCAUCAGUCACCACGGGGAAUUGAAUGUUGUACAGCAUAAAACGGAGAAAUUCCUUAAAUAUUAGCACACAGUCAUCCUAAAACUAAGGUCUGAUUAUGUUGAAUAUGUUUGGAAUGUGAAAAUAUAUAUAUAUAUAUAUACGCGCAGUAUACGCGCAGAUCAGAAUGAACUGUACAUUACGGGAAGCUUGUGGCGAAAACAGUUUGAAACAUAUUUUAAUCCUAGUCAUCUGCAAUAGGGCGUAGAUGUUCAUGCAUUUUACAGUAGGUAAUCUAAGAGUAGAAAUUACAUCAGGAAAUACAAUUUAGUGAAUAAAAAAGGCUGAUGGUGGUUAUGGUUCGUCGGAUGAGCUAUCGAAGGUAUGAAGCUGUAUCCCCGCAUAAGAUGACUAAAGUUCGAUAAUAGUUUUGGACAUAUUUUUUACAAAAUUGAAUAGGAUCGAUACGAACACUUGUGCUAUAUAGCGGCCAAAGAGAAAAUUACAAAAAAAACUACAUUAUUUAGUGCGCCAGCUUGAUUAAAUGUUUAAAAAAUAAGUAGUAAAUGCGGCAGAUUUUUACUGCAAAUCAUAAUUUUGAAAUGUUUGACAGAUCUUUUUGUGCUAUGAUCAAUUUUUCAGCAUGUGAACAGUACAAUCGGUAACUAACUUAGCCAAACACAAUCGUUUCGCACGAAUCAUAUUGUAUAAUCAUUUCAACUAUUACGAGCUUUUUGGCUUUCAUUUCCUUAUCGAGUACAGUUGAAAAGUUGAGAAUAAGUGCGACUUGCGAAUGAGUUUAACGAAAUGGUGUAUUUUGAUAUUUCAUUCCUCGCAGGUUUUUAUAUCACAGCUUCAAUUUCCACAAGUAUGAAUGAAGAAACGAACGAAUCUUUACCAACUACGUUUUUCGGAAAUUCAGAUCGAUUUUGAAUCGGAAUUGAAUCCCAAUGAAUCAACUACAUAUCUCCACACCACUCCUUUUAUUAUCGAACUACAGCCAGUGCUUGCAGGUUAUUCCGGCAAAUGAUGCAAUUUAGUUGUUAACAAACGGUGUUAAUGUAAUGAGUGUAUUUAUACGAUCGUUUCUUCAUUCCUACUUGUAGAAAAUGAAUAUUUCAUCAAAUAAUGCAAAGACAAAAAACGAUACAAAAUUUUCAAAGUGUUGCUUACAAUAAUUGCCAAUACAAUGUACUCUCAGCAUGGAGAAUAGUCAUACAAGUUCAUUCAAAAUAGCGUGGGUAACAUUUCAUCAAUACGGUAAAACUUGUCCGGAUGUCAUCACAGUCAUAAUCCAUUAUUAAUUUUGGUGUCAUUAUUUUUUUAUUAAAAUUUUUCUAUUACUUUAGUAUUGAGUGGUUCUGUUGUUUUUCUUCUUAUCAAACUAUUAGUUAAACUAAUGGGUAUUUCAACAGGGACGCUACAAAAAUAGAGCGAUAAAGACAGCAAACGACGCCAUAUUUUUUUCCGCUCUCUUGACCUGUAAAAUGAAUGUCAGAUACAAUGUACAACCCUUCCGGAGGUUAGUAUAUUUUACUCGAUAACAUAAGUAAACUUGAUUGUUGUCAUAUCUGAAGAAUGUGGUGAGAAAAGCGCGUAUUAAUAUUUUUUUGUUGUUGCCGUAAGGCAAUACGGAGGUUACAGUUUUGAUAUAGUUCUAAUAGGGGAGAUGCGGUUGAAAUGAAUAGUGUUGGUUAAAUGAACCGGUGCUCAAAUACCGAUAAUUCAGCUAAAAACUACACUACACUUCUUGAUUAUCCUAUUCUUAGAACAUAUGAAGCUAUUUAAGAAACCCUGUUAUUCAUGAAACUGUCAAAUGUAGAAAAAAAAAAUAAAACAGAAAUUUCUCUCACAGCAUCCAUUCAGAUGCAAUUUUGCGCGCAUCGUAUUUAAGGAAUUUCCCGUGAAAUUUAAGUUAUUCGACCUGAUAUCUUCGACAAAUUAUCAGUUUGGACGACUGUUCACAUAUUCGAUUAGAGGUAAACAUAUAUUUUGUUUGAUUUCAUGUUUUCUAUGUUUUCUGGAGCUGAUAUACUUUUCACAUGGUGUUGCUUUUGUGGCUUUGAUCCUGGGAAAAUAUGCUACCCCAAACGAAACCAAUCCUCAAUAUGUGAAGCGUUAUGUGUUUCUUAUUACGUUUUUGUACGUAUGAGAAAAUUCUAAUUACUACUCUAGGUGAAUAAGCCCAGAUCAUUUCAUGGAUAUAUCUAUUUUCUCAAUAAUUAUUCAAACAAAUUUGGACAUGAAACAACGUAUAAAUCUAACCCAUUUAACAUGAUAUGUACAGGUGUUCGUUUGACCACGGUUAAUUAGCCGCACACUAAAAAAAUGUUUCAUUUUACAACUUUUUUUCUUUUAAAUAAAUAUGUACUAUUUUUAUUUUUUAGAAUAAAAACUGUUUGAUAUCUUACACAACAAUUAGUUAAGCUAAGAUAUUUUUCGAAGAACGAAGAUUAUAGCGAUAUGCGGAAGCAUUAAAUGGGCAUAUUCCUUAGGGUGUUCUUCUUCUUUGUUUUUAAGAGGCUUUAAACUUUGUAGUUCAUUCGCCUCAAACCUUAGGGUGUUCAUUUUAACCGCAUUUCCCCCACAUACGUGCAUUUUCUCCGAGAAAAUGUAGCCGAUAUUGGGCUUACAUAUCAUGGUUCUGCUCGGAGACGAAUGAAUCAAAUGAUUUAAAGCCUUCGUAAACAAAGGAAAAGAGGAAGAAUAAUUAUUCUGCUUGACAUAUAUGUUUACCAAUUUCUCCUCGUUGGAUACAUCAAUCAUUAGUACGGUGGAAAAUUGCUAUUGGUUCAUAGCAUUUAUCAAAAAAAAAAGUUAUAUUCACUAGAAAUGUCUCUCAGUGUAUGUGCACACAAGGUGGGAUAUUUCAAUAAAGCAUGAGCGUUAUCGGCAAGGUUAUCAUUAUAAGCACGUAGCGCGACACAGCCUCCUACUUACCAAAAAAACAGGAAAACGCGAAGUCGUUCAUUGAUUUCAGAUAAGAAAUUCAAUGAUUUCUGACAGCAUAUACCAUUUAGCUAUGUGAUUGCAUGAGAGGAAAAUCCUCUUAAUCAGUUUGCGAUCAACAUCUAAUCGAUAAUUCGAAUUCUAGAAGGCUAGAAAUAUCAUUACCAGAUUCGUUUAUUAUCUAAUCAAACGUUUGGUUUGCGAGCUUUAGCUGAAGAAAACUGAUCCACAAUUACAUCUAAAUUAAGGUCUGCUAACGAUUCUUGAAGAUCGAAUGUAUUACCAAGGCUUAGGUUCAUUCUAGAACACAGAUAGCUUUUAAACAAUUCAAGCUUGCUGAAACUGUGUUCGCACGAUACCACUAUAACUGCAAGCGUCAGGAAAAUUCGUAGCGCUGUAGCUGCGUCUUGAACACUUUCACCUCUGAUACAAGAUCCUCUGUAUCAACGUCUGAAGAACACUUCCGUCCGAAAUUUGACGCAGCCUGCUUCAAUUAAUACAUGCUCAUAGAUGUUAGUCCGUCUUUUGUUAUAAAUGAAAAAUCCAACUGCAAUAUUAUUUUCUCGAAUACAGAGAUAACCUCCAGUCAAAAGCUAUCUCCAAUCGUUAUGGGGCUAUGGAGUUUCUAGUUUUUUGUUUGUUUUCCGUGGUUGAGUAGCUUAUAAAUUGUCAGGGAUUCCAAGUAGAAUACACUUUUCAUUUGCACACUGAAUGACAUGAUUAAACUUUUUCAUCUCCUCGAAUCAUGCACGCAAGGCUCUAAGCCUUUAAAAGGCCGUGGAAACUAGGUAAGGAAUCGAUUCAAACUUCAUAUUUAGCUUUGAUUAAAAAAUAAAGGAUUGAAUCAGUUGAUAAAAUUGGUGGCAACAUAGUUGCCACUGCCAGUUAACCACAAAAACACUGUUUGCCGCUACCUUGUAAGUUCACUUUAUUUGGGUUUUGCAAAAAUUAAAUCAAUAUUUCUAGGGAAGCGAAAACUAAUAACCUUUUGAAUAGACUAACAAACAAAAAAUUUAAAAUUUGAACUUUUCAUCAAAUCCAUCAUUUAAUUUAUUGAGAAACUGCGUAAUCUUACUAAAUAGAACGCUUACAGUGAAAAACUAAUCAACUUGUUGCAUUUUCAACGAAUUUCAACGUAAUUUUCAGCCGGCGCUCCAAAAUCGCGAUUUUUCUACAUAAAAAUAUCUCCCAAAUUAAUAUCGUACAUUUUUAGCAGCCCAAAAAAAUUGAGUAUCACCAGAUAUCUUUAAAAGUCUUUUGUUAAGCAAAAUAUUGAAAUAAAAUUCCAAGUGCAGCGAAAAAAUAUUGUUCGUGGGUGGCAAUACAGUCAAAGCUCUCUAUAGCGACAAUUUAUAUAGAGACAAUUCCUUCUAUAACGACAUGUCCAAAGCUCCCUUCAAAAUCGCAUAAAAAUUCUUUUCUUCAUUGCGACAUUUCUCUGUAACGACCAUUCCCUGUAGCGACACAUUACCGCUCAUACAUAUCAUUCUCUAUUGCGACAGUUUUUAAUGCCCCUCCAUUCACAGUGCUAUACUGCCGUUCUACGCAUAGUUGUCUCAAGUUCCAAAAUCAGCAACUGAGAAAAACGCAAUCAUAGUUUCCUAGCAUAUUAGUCUACCAGAAGCUUCAAGCAUUUCAGUUUAGCAAUACACCGGGCUUUUUAUGAGCAGUAAACUAUUGUCCAAUGAAAUGUGAAAAAUUCCCCUCACUUGAAUCAAUCAACUUUGAUUAUAAGUUUAAAAAUUCAUGCCUAGAAUAUCAACAUGGAACAAUUGAACUUGAUGUUGUUUUUUGAAAUACUGGGAACAAACAAUAAGCUUUUAAGAGUAUUUUUUCCGGAAGGUUAUGCAUAAAACAAAUAAUCUGCAACACCUUCGCAGAAUAUAAAUCUCAAUGUUAUUAGGCAUUCACUAACAAGGUGUAUACGUGUUCUGUUGAACUUUUUUUCUUAUUUUUUUGAAAAUCAGCUCGCUCUUCCAAACUAGAAAUGAGUGAAUUAGCGUUGCUGAAAGCGUGGCCUUAAAUUCUUGUACUUGAACCUAUUGAUUUAUUAUGGAUCUUCAAAAAAUACAUGACGGGACAAUUAUGCCUAGAAUAUCAACAUGGAACAAUUGAGCUUGGUGUUGUUUUUCAAAAUCUGGGAAUAAACAAUAACUUUUUCUGUGUUUUUCAAGUAGAUUAUGUAUAAAAACAUCGUUUAAUGGAGAAAAGUGAAAAUUGUCAAAAAGUAACAUGGGAAAACUAUGCGUAGAUCGGCAGUAUAAUAAUUAGCUAAAUGGAAUUUAGUAUAUGACCAUGAGCGAAAAUAGUCUAUGUUAAGUUUUGCGAACAUUAACCAUCUGUUCGCGCAUAACUAAUAUAAAUUCUCGGAUACUUUACAAAAACGGAGAAAUUUAAAUUUGAAACAUGAUACCAAACCUGAAAACAUAUUCAGAUGCGAUUCUGCUAACGGUAAAUUUUGAAAUUCUGUUCCAAUUCUGCUGCACAUAAUCAGCUGUACCAUUUCGUAAAACAAAAGGGCAAUCAAAAAAAUAACUUUUGAAAGUGACGUGAUCGCUCUGAAGCUCUCGUGAUUCCAGUGAGAAACAAACUCAGCGAUACUGUGUGUAAGUAAAAUUGAAUUAUAAUUAAGUUUUAAGAACAAUACUGAAAUUUCAGUAUCUACCAAAAUGUCAGUUGAGCCCUCAUGAUUUAGAACGCAUAUUUGGUGAAAAAAUGUUGUUCGUUCAUUUUCAUUAAUUGGAUUAUUUUUGCCUUUAAUAACAAUGCAUUCUCUAUGUAGUGGAUUUUUAUAAGAAAAGAAGCACUUUUCCCCCUCCUAAUUAUUGGAUCUCUUUUUUUCUUUUCUAUUGGAUUAUGUUUAACAACCAAUUUAUUCUAUCCGCAUGACUCAGCUCAAAAUGAUCCUGGCGCAAACAAAAUUCAUUCCCGCAAAAACAGUGCAAGAGAUGUUUUUAAAUGUUUUUAAACAUUAUCUAUCUAAAUAUCCAAAAAAAAAUCGUGAAAUUGCAAACUGCAAUAUUUUCCUCUACACAUGACCUCUGUGCUUCAACCACUUGAACUUGGAAUAAUGGAAGCAUUGGAAGUGCUUUUAUUCUUUUGAAGGUUUGGUUAUAAAUGGAUAGUAUUUUCAAAUAUCAUUUGUAAAUACAAACUUCGAUUAUACCUUCGAUGAUAUUUGAAAAAAUACGACCAAUAAAUACAAACUUCGAUUAUACCUUCUAUGUCUGGCUUCUAAUCCAGACUAUGUGACUUUUGACAACUACUUAUGCGAAGGAGCAACUUUGUCUGGCGAUGACAUAAUAAAAACAUUGCUCUUGCAAUGUUUUUAUUAUGUCAUCGCCAGACGACAUUGAUGAUGAAACUCAUUCAGUGUCUGACGAAGUAGUUGACAGUGGAACUAUAAGCCCAUCCUCUUAAAUCCAGCUAGAAGAUGCUUUCCAAACUAUUUAUGCUGAUUUAUCCACAGACACAAAUUUACCAAAGAACAGCAUUUCAUUUUUUUUCAUUGAACAAAAAGGGUUAGGGGACAAAUGAGCUGAAUUUUGUAUAUAUUGUUCAAUGUUUUGUUGUUUUUUUUCGAAAUAAUUCAAUUUGGUUGUUUCGUGUGAACUCGAGCGUUUCUUUCUCUAUAACAACAUCCGAAUUUUUUAAAGCGACAGUUCUUUAUAGCGUCAAUUCUCUAUAACGACGGUCCCUUGCGAUGUCACUAUAGAGAGUUUUCACUGUAUAUUACCACGGCCUUUUAAAGGGUUGAGGAGUUUACUUGUUACGUCGGUUUCAUGUACGUACAGAAGCAGUUGCUUCUUUCAUGAUGGAUGUUUUUUACUCGAUUGAAAGAUGAAAUAUAAUACGGGAAAAAAUGCUAUUGAAAAUUCUUGGAUUUUGGCGCCCCAAAGGGUCAGCGCCCCCGGCAAAUGUCGGGUUUUCCACCCGCUGACUACGCUGCUGAAAUGAAUUAUUUAUCAUCUGACGGAGAAUAAAAUAUGAGAAAUAUUCUUGAAAUCUAUUCCCUCAAUGAAAACAACUGUUACGGAAAUUCCGAGACUACUCACAUAGAUGAAUGGUCCAAAAGUAGAACAUUACCUGUUUUACUGCUAUUCUUUGCGUCUCAUUCCGAAUAGGGAGAUUCAAUUAUAAGACGAAUACGUUGUAGCAUUCAUGUUCAUAAAUACUUGGACGAAGUCUAGAUGUUUUGAGUGAACUGUAGGGUAAGCUGGAGUCAUUUGGACAUACGAUACAUACAGCAACUAUAGAAUCACUCCAUUUUUCUGAGUUUCCAGAGAUAUGUAAGAAGUCGGUUGAAUUGAAGUAUGUAGUGUAGGAUAUAAUAACUAUCUUCAUAUAAUAGACUGGUCAUCUGAACUUUAUUGUUAUGUCCAGGCGCGAAACAUUCAAAAAACUUAUAUUCCAGUGUUUCAUAACUAUAGAACCAGAUGGAAAAAAUCUUACUCCUACACAAAAUUAACGUCAAUUUCACAUGAAUUACAAUAAGUUUUAUAAUUUGUAGGACAUCUUUAGUUCUCAAUCAGUUCAAAUAACCCAUUCGGGGCGGUUUCGACCAAGCUGCGCCAUGUUGUAGUAUGUAUCUCGUUCAACGCAGAGAAUACUGCUCGUUUAAGUUCUUCAAAUCACUCAUACUGCAUGUAAACUGCAUUUACAAUUCGUACGAUCACUCCUCAUAAGUUCUUGAUGGGAUUUUGAUUUGGUAAACAACCUGACCAGUCCAGAAUCUGAAGCCCCUAUUCAUUAAACUCUGUCAUGACCUUCCGGAUUUUAAGAAUUGAUGCCAAAUUACCCAAUUAUCACGGUGUUUUUGAUGCUAAAACAAAAGUAAAUGACUUCUGACUGUGCGUUCGUGUUAAUGAAAAGCUGUCUGAACCAGGUCUUUUUGAAAAUAUUUUCCUCAAACCAUCAAACUGCCGCAUGCAAAAUCAAGAGUUGAAACAUUACAUGACACGUUCCGUGAGACUUUCCAAUAUGAAGGAAUUCUAUUCAAGUUGGUUUUUUUUUCAUCGGAGAGGUUCUCCUGGAAUAGUGAAACCCAUGGGAUUGGGCUCCACAUUAGGUUUUGGACCCGGAGCUUUGGUGAUGGGAUUUUUAUGGCAUGGGGAGAAUUUUCUCGAAAACGCCUGGUUUAGAUAGCUUACCAUCAACAAGAAUGAACAGUCAGAAGUGCAACAAAGUACCUCAGAAUCAUUUACUGUUGUUUUAGCAUCAUAUACAAUGGUAUAAUUGGGUAAUUUGGCAUCAAUUUGUAAAAUCCGGAAGAUCAUGGCAUGGUUUAACGAAUAGGGGCUCAGAUUCUGGACUGGUUAACCAAAUCAAAAUCCUGUCAAGAACUUACGAGUAGUGAUGGUACGAAUAGUAGAUGCAGUUUACAAGCAGUAUGAGUGAUUUGAAGAGCUUAAACGAGCAGUAUACUCUGCGUAGAACUAAAUACACACUACAACAUGUCGCAGCUUGGUUGAAACCACCCCGAAUGGGUUAUUUGAACUGUUUGAGAACUAUAGGUGUCUUACGAAUUGGAAACUUAUUGUAAUUCAUGUGACAUUGACGUUAAUUUUGUAAAAGAGUGAGAUUUUUUCCAUCUGGUUCUAUAGUUAUGAAACACUGGAAUUUUAGUUUUAUAAAGGUUUUGCGUCUGGACACAACAAUAAAGCUCAAUUGGCCAGUCUUAUAAAUGAAGUUAGUUAUUAUGUCCUACACUAUAUACUUCAAUCCAACAAACUUCUUACAUAUCUCUGAAAACUCAGGAAAAUGGAGUGGUUCUAUAGUUAUGAAACGCAGUGUAGUAGAACUAUUGAUAUUCUUUUUUAAUGCUGAGGUGUAAAUCUAGUUUUUCUUUAAAUUUCUCAUUUCAUCAAAUUUUUAAUUUUUUUUUCAUCAAUCAGAAAACAUUUGAAGCAUCAUGAAAUUUCAAACGAUGUUUGAAAAAGACGGUUUUUUUUUAGAUUAUUUGAAUUAAGAUGUUCACAUUAAGGUGAACCCACAUUAUCUAUAAUGUUGCUCGUACGUCUAUUCUCUGUGCUAACAGCAUGCCUCAACUAUAGUUUACGCUGACAAUCGACUAAAGCACUGAUGUUGGGCUUAUAUCUGAUAAUCAGUUGAAGCCGUUCCGUUCUAUUCACGAUACAUGCCAUAUCUGUUCAUUUACGGAAUGUAAAACACAAUGCAAUAAUAUUUACAAAAUAAUCAAACAUAGCAUAUUCCUAUAUUUACUGCUUACGGCAUACAGUUGCCACUGGGCCUAGUUUGCAUCUAAACAAUAGUGAAAUGAAUCCGUCGAGUCAAUUAAAUCAGGCGAAAUUUAGCGAGCCAGGCAGCACACAACCCAAAGCCGUCUUCAUAUGAGAAUUCAGCUGAAUUGCAUAGAUCCAAUUCUCACCGAUGUAUAGCAUCCUAUUCUGACAGCUGAAAUGAUACCGUAAGCACAACUCUCACACGAGAAACACUACAACAAUUGAAGUCAACUAUACUAUCUAGUCUUUGUACAUAGCAAUUUUAUCCCUAGCAAGAAGACAGAGCCCUUCUCUACUCAUUGUAGUUUACUUCCUCUGGAAAAAUCUUCAUCUCUCAACGGAAAAAUUACGAACAUUAAUCCAAUCACAAAAUCGACAGAAGCUAUUCCUAAUCCUAAGCAUAAAUAGAAAUUUUGCUACGUCCAUUGACGUUGUAUAGUUUUCAACCAAUUUUUAUUGCAAUUUAUCUUAUGUUCCAUAAUUAAAUGCUAAUGCCAUUGAUUUGAAUUGAAAGCAUUGAAAACAAAAAAAAAAUUGGAAUGCAGAUUAUUACUCUUGAAAAGAUCGCAUUUGAACCGAAUUUUCUCAAAUAUCGAGCAUCGCAAACUUUAUGUUAGGCAUUGUGAAUUGAUGAUCGUUGAUUGCGUGCGUACACUUUUUAUAAACGCCAUUUUUGUCGGCUUAUUGUUAGUUUCUAAACGUUUAGUUUCUAUUGUUUCCUUCGUGUAUGGAACCCACCAAGUAGCAGAGUUUCAAUUUGCACACCAGCUAAACUACUAAUCUAAAUUCAAACAAAUUAAAAGACGUUGUUGAAUAUAUCAGAGCUAAAAUAAACGCAGUAAAAGUUGAUUAGUUAAAUCAAAUAUUCGAUAAGAACUGUACAAUAUUUCUUUUCAGGAAUAAAAUGUUGAUGUUACUUGAAAA